Capra hircus (goat) is the source of this 3152-nucleotide messenger RNA. RefSeq names its product ribosomal protein S6 kinase A4 (gene RPS6KA4). Gene Ontology annotation, molecular function: ATP binding; magnesium ion binding; protein serine/threonine kinase activity. Bases 88 to 2403 code for a protein of 771 amino acids. Gene Ontology annotation, biological process: intracellular signal transduction; regulation of DNA-templated transcription; protein phosphorylation. The transcript is spliced from 17 exons. The record is from RefSeq and is a predicted model, not a curated record. Lineage: Eukaryota; Metazoa; Chordata; Mammalia; Artiodactyla; Bovidae.
GGAAGCUCCCGCCCCGGCCGGAGCCGCCAUGUAACCGGCGCCGCCCGCCCCGAGCCGAGCCGCGCGGGCCCCAGCGACCCGCCGGCCAUGGGGGACGAGGAUGAGGACGAGGGCUGUGCCGUGGAGCUGCAGAUCACCGAAGCCAACCUGACGGGGCACGAGGAGAAGGUAGGCGUGGAGAACUUCCAGCUGCUCAAGGUGCUGGGCACGGGAGCCUACGGGAAGGUGUUCCUGGUGCGGAAGGCGGGCGGGCACGACGCGGGCAAGCUGUAUGCCAUGAAGGUGCUGCGCAAGGCAGCCUUGGUGCAGCGUGCCAAGACACAGGAGCACACGCGCACCGAGCGCUCCGUGCUAGAGCUGGUGCGCCAGGCCCCCUUCCUGGUCACGCUGCACUACGCCUUCCAGACUGACGCCAAGCUGCACCUCAUCCUGGACUAUGUGAACGGCGGCGAAAUGUUCACCCACCUCUACCAGCGCCAGUACUUCAAGGAGGCCGAGGUGCGCUUGUAUGGGGGUGAGAUCGUGCUUGCCCUGGAGCAUCUGCACAAGCUGGGCAUCAUCUACCGAGAUCUGAAGCUGGAGAAUGUGCUGCUGGACUCUGAGGGUCACAUUGUCCUCACCGACUUUGGGCUUAGCAAGGAAUUCCUGACAGAGGAGAAAGAGCGGACCUUUUCCUUCUGCGGCACCAUCGAGUACAUGGCCCCUGAAAUCAUCCGCAGCAAGUCGGGCCAUGGCAAGGCUGUGGACUGGUGGAGCCUUGGCAUCCUGCUCUUCGAGCUGCUGACGGGGGCCUCACCCUUCACCCUGGAGGGCGAGAGGAACACGCAGGCAGAGGUGUCUCGACGGAUCCUGAAGUGCUCCCCUCCCUUCCCCCCCCGGAUCGGGCCAGUGGCACAGGACCUACUUCAGCGGCUACUUUGCAAGGACCCCAGGAAGCGACUGGGUGCAGGACCCCAGGGGGCACAGGAAGUUAAGGACCACCCCUUCUUCCAGGGUCUGGACUGGGCUGCUCUGGCUGCUAGGAAGAUUCCAGCCCCAUUCCGACCCCAGAUCCGCUCAGAGCUGGAUGUGGGCAACUUUGCAGAGGAAUUUACCCGACUGGAGCCUGUCUACUCACCCCCAGGCAGCCCCCCACCUGGGGACCCUCGCAUCUUCCAGGGAUACUCCUUCGUGGCGCCAUCCAUCUUGUUUGACCGCAACAACGCGGUGAUGACCGAUGUGCUGGAAGCGUCUGGCGCUGGAGACCGGCCCGGCCCGGCGGCGUUGGCCAGGAGCGUCAUGAUGCAGGACUCGCCUUUCUUCCAGCAGUACGAACUGGACCUGCGGGAACCCGCGUUGGGCCAGGGUAGUUUCUCCGUGUGCCGCCGCUGCCGCCAGCUACAGAGCGGCCAAGAGUUCGCUGUCAAGAUCCUCAGUCGCAGGCUGGAGGAGAACACGCAGCGCGAAGUGGCUGCCCUGCGGCUGUGCCAGUCGCAUCCCAACGUGGUGAAGCUGUACGAAGUGCAUCACGACCAGCUGCACACGUACCUGGUCCUGGAGCUUCUGCAGGGCGGGGAGCUGCUGGAGCACAUCCGCAAGAAGCGGCACUUCAGCGAGUCCGAGGCGAGCCAGAUCCUGCGCAGCCUCGUGUCGGCAGUGAGCUUCAUGCACGAGGAGGCUGGCGUAGUGCACCGCGACCUGAAGCCCGAGAACAUCCUGUACGCCGAUGACACGCCCGGGGCCCCGGUGAAGAUCAUCGACUUCGGGUUCGCGCGCCUGCGCCCGCAGAGCCCCGCGGGGCCCAUGCAGACUCCCUGCUUCACGCUGCAGUACGCCGCCCCCGAGCUGCUGGCCCAGCAGGGCUACGACGAGUCCUGCGACCUCUGGAGCCUCGGCGUUAUUCUGUACAUGAUGCUGUCGGGCCAGGUCCCCUUCCAGGGGGCCUCAGGCCAAGGCGGGCAGAGCCAGGCGGCGGAGAUCAUGCGCAAGAUCCGCGAGGGGCGCUUCUCUCUUGACGGAGAGGCCUGGGAAGGCGUGUCUGAGGAAGCCAAGGAGCUGGUCCGAGGGCUCCUAACUGUGGAUCCCACCAAGCGGCUGAAGCUCGAGGGGCUGCGGGGCAGCUCGUGGCUGCAGGACGGCAGCGCGCGCUCCUCGCCUCCGCUGCGGACGCCGGACGUGCUGGAGUCCUCGGGGUCCGCUGUGCGCUCCGGGCUCAACGCCACCUUCAUGGCGUUCAACCGGGGCAAACGCGAGGGUUUCUUCCUGAAGAGCGUGGAAAACGCGCCGCUGGCCAAGCGGCGGAAACAGAAGCUGCGGAGCGCCGCCACGUCCCGCCGCGUCUCCCCCGCGCCCGCCGCCCCGGGCCGGGCCCCGGCCGCCAAGGGAGCCCCCCGACGAGCCAAUGGCCCCCUACCCCCCUCCUAGCCCUUGCCCCUGUGACCCCCGCCUCCCCCCGUCGUGUCUGUGAUCUAGGAGGCCGGCUCACCGUCUCCUGCAUCGGCGCUGGCCCCCUCCCCAGGACUGUUACCCUUCUCCCCCCCUUUCCCCUUCCCUAGCCCCAGACAGAGCAGAAGUAUUUUUAUAAGCAGAGAAUUCUUUUUUUUAAAAUGUCUUACCAGAUUAGAGUUAUAGAUGCAGGGAAGAAGGGGGCCUGCUGGGGAGUGGGGUGUGGGGCCCUCUGCCAAGAUACUGCCUCAUCUGGUGGAAGGCCCUUCUACCCCAAGGGGCUGCCCCGGUUGGGAAGGGCUCCUCCAUUUCUAAGCACUGAGUUGCCACAGGGAGAAACUGGGACCUCUCCCCUGCCCUCCCCUGAGGACCUGCUCUUGGGAGGGGGCACCUCUCAAGCUGUCACUUUAUGGACUGUCUGUGCAAUUACGUCCACCAAAGACCUGUGUUGGGGGGCUGCUCAGCGAGAGGCCCUGGGGGACCCCCUGAAGCAUUUCUGCCUCACUUUAUGUCACCUGCUUCCCCCUACUGGGGCUAAGUUAGGAGGUAGGCGACCCCCCCAAAAGGGGCGGCCCCCUUCUCAUCCGUCCCCUCCCCUUUGGCACAGCUGCCCCUAGCUGGGGGGUGGGGCCUUGGGGUUCUGGGCUGGGCUUCCACAGUCACUGCCUCCGCCCAUCCAGGCUGUGCCUUUGACUUUAAAAUAAAAGUCUACUCAGUGCUGUGUGGCA